This is a messenger RNA of Danaus chrysippus (African queen), 942 nucleotides long. The record is from the annotation of a GenBank genome assembly. Lineage: Eukaryota; Metazoa; Arthropoda; Insecta; Lepidoptera; Nymphalidae.
AUGCUCACGCCACGCCAGGCUCACGCCAAACCAGGAUCAGGUCACGCUCACGCCACGCCAGGAUCACGUCACGCUCACGUCACGCUCACGCCACGCCAGGAUCACGUCACGCUCACGCCACGCCAUGCUCACGUCACGCUCACGCCACGCCCACGCCACGCUAGGCUCACGUCACGCUCACGCCAGGAUCACGUCACGCUCACGCCACGCUCACGCCACGCCACGCUCACGCCAGGCCCACGCCAGGAUCACGUCACGCUCACGCCACGCCAGGGCCACGUCACGCUCACGCCACGCCACGCUCACGCCACGCCCACGCCAGGAUCACGUCACGCUCACGCCACGCCAGUAUCACGUCACGCUCACGCCACGCCAGGGUCACGUCACGCUCACGCCACGCCAGGGUCACGUCACGCUAACGCCACGCCAGGCUCACGUCACGCUCACGCCACGCCCACGCCACGCCAGGCCCACGCCACGCCAGGCUCACGCUCACGCCACGCCACGCUCACGCCACGCCCACGCCAGGAUCACGUCACGCUCACGCCACGCCAGUAUCACGUCACGCUCACGCCACGCCACGCUCACGCCACGCCCACGCCAGGAUCACGUCACGCUCACGCCAAACCAGUAUCACGUCACGCUCACGCCACGCCAGGGUCACGUCACGCUCACGCCACGCCAGGGUCACGUCACGCUCACGCCACGCCAGUAUCACGUCACGCUCACGCCACGCCAGGGUCACGUCACGCUCACGCCACGCCAGGGUCACGUCACGCUCACGCCACGCCAGGAUCACGUCACGCUAACGCCACGCCAGGCUCACGUCACGCUCACGCCACGCCCACUCCAGGAUCACGUCACGCUCACGCCACGCCAGGAUCACGUCACGCUCACGCCAACUCUCAGCUCUCUCAGCUCGUGACUGUUGAAUUUACAUAG